UCGGAGCAAAGAUGGACUCCUAAGAAAUUUUUAUACACAGCAGUCAUUCGACUUUGGAUUUUCUUGAUUAAAUUUUCUUGAAACGUUCGAGAUUAUUCUUAUAUGACCAAGCCUGCCGUGUGAACAAUGAUUGUACAGGAGCCAGUACAGGCAGCCAUAUGGCAUUGUUUAAAUCAUUAUGCUUAUCCAGACGCAAUAUUUUUAGCAGAAAGGUUGUGUGCAGAAGUUGAUACAGAAGAAACUUUAUUUCUUUUGGCAACAUGUUAUUAUCGAUCAGGACAAGUUAGACAAGCUUAUGCAUUACUUUCCAAAAAAGCUUUAAAUUCUGCACAGUGCAGAUUUCUUUUAGCCAAAUGCUGUUAUGAUUUAGAGAAAUAUGCAGAAGCAGAAGCAGCAAUAAUUGGGGGAUAUUAUAAGCAAUUAAAAAAUCUGGAAGAAAUAGCAACUCAAUUUGGAGAACAUGCAUGCUUUUCACUGCAAAUUAUAGCUAAGAUAUAUUACAAAAUGAUGCGUACUGCAAAAGGAAACGAUGCACAUAAAUUAGCUUUAAAGUUAAAUCCAUUUCUUUGGCAUUCAUUUGAAGAAUUGUGUAAUGUUGGUGAAGUAGUAGAUCCUACAAAAAUUUUUCAGUUAGAUAAGCUAGAUAAUUUUGCAAUGUGCCAUGGUAGUACACCUACUCCCACUUAUAUAACUGAAUCUGAUCUCAUUGUACCUACUAAUAAUUCAAAUGGUACACCUACCACAAAUGGCACUAGUGUUACUCCUGCACAAAUGACAACAGCAUCAACUAUAAUGAAUGGUAUUGGACCUGGUAUACGAUUAUAUUCUUCUAUAGAGGAAAGUCCACAAAGUUUACCUACACAUUAUAGUAAUUGUUCUUCAGUAUCACCACGAGCAAAACUUCCACGGUAUCGUAGUAUGUUCAGUAAUACAAUGAGCCCUCUUACUCCAAGUUUUGGUAUUUUACCAUUGGAAAGCAAUACCCCUGAACCAACAGUUUUACCUUCACAUACUACUCUUACAGAAGCUAAUGAUCAGAAAAGUCUAGCAAAACGUGUUAGUAGUUUAAGGGCUCACGUAGGGCAAUUAAUGUCAAGAAAAGAAACUCCUUUACAGCAAGGGAAACCAGUAUUUUCACAAUCAGGAAAUACAAGUAAUAGCGCCAAUAUUGUAACAGUUACACCUACUACUCCAACACCAGCAUCACCAACGCUACAAGGUACCAAUGUUAGACGUUCAUCAAGACUCUUCAGUCAUAGCUACUCAGUCAAGGAAAAUAAUAAAUCUCCAAAUAGAAAUAAAUUUGCCACUCCGAAAUCUCCAUCACGAAAAACAAAAGCUAGACUCUCAAAAACUAACUUAAAUAAAGCUAAUUUUAAUGAGUUAAAUGAAAGAAAUCGGAACGAGAAAGAAAAAACGGAAACGAUAACAUCAGAAAAAGCUAUUGCCAGUGUAAAUGCUUUAAACAGUCAAAGUAACACUAACGUUUGUGCAGUAACACUGCAGAAACAGUGUGCUGAGGGUUUAAUGUCAUUACUACAAGAAUUAGGAUUGGCAUAUCAACAUUUAAGUCAAUUUAACUGUACCCAAGCAGUUGAAAUAUUAAGUGUUCUUCCAGCACAACAUUAUAAUACAGGAUGGGUAUUAUCUAUGUUGGCUCGUGCACAUUUUGAAAUGAUAGAUUACAAAAAAGCUGCUAGUUAUUUUGCCGAAGUGAGGCAGUUGGAACCUCAAAGGACUGAACUUAUGGAAAUUUAUAGUACUGUUUUGUGGCAUUUGCACGCUGAAGUAAGACUUUCCACUCUUGCACAAGAACUUGUUUCUGAAGAUCGUAAUUCUCCAGCUGCUUGGUGCGCUACUGGAAAUUUGUUCUCUGCACAAACGGAACAUGAAACGGCAAUCAAAUUCUUUCAAAGAGCUAUACAAGUAGAUCCUAAUUUUCCAUAUGCUUAUACAUUACUUGGCCAUGAAUAUGUCCUGACAGAAGAAUUGGAUAAAGCAAUUACUGCAUUUCGUAAUGCUAUCAGACUCGAUCCUAGACAUUAUAAUGCAUGGUUUGGGUUAGGAACAAUUUUUUCUAAACAGGAACAAUACAGCUUAGCAGAAUUGCAUUUUCAGCGUGCUUUGCAAAUUAAUCCACAAAAUUCGGCAAUAAUGUGCCAUAUCGGUGUUGUGCAACAUGCACUAAAAAAAACUGAUGAAGCUUUAAAGACUUUGAACACUGCAAUUACAAACGACCCAGAUAAUACAUUAUGCAAAUUUCACCGUGCAAGUAUUAACUUCUCAAUUGGUCGGCAUGCGGAAGCACUUAGAGAAUUUGAGGAAUUAAAAAAUAUUGUACCCAAAGAGUCUCUAGUCUAUUAUUCGAUAGGAAAAGUACAUAAAAAGUUGGGUAAUACCGAUCUUGCACUAAUGUACUUUAGUUGGGCGACAGACUUAGAUCCAAAGGGUGUCAGUCAAAUUAAAGAAGCUAUAUUAAGUCCAGGUCAAGGCGAUGAAGAAUCUCCAGCAAAUCAAUCAGACGAACAACAAAUGCAGAAUAAUUCAAUGGAACAAGAGAUUGAAACUAAUAGAGAAGCAAGUGCCGCGGUGCUCGCCGCAAAUGUCUCUGUUGAAGCUCAUGCCGAUGACAGCGACGAUAGCUUAUGAAGAUAUCCUAUUGUGUGCAAGAUUGCUAUAAAAUGAGGCAUUAUUGCGCGUCACUGUUUACUUUUUUAUUGAUCGAUUCGAUCAAUUUUUCAACUAAUUUAGCUCAUUGUGAAUUCAUACUUUC
Eufriesea mexicana is the source of this 2773-nucleotide messenger RNA. RefSeq names its product cell division cycle protein 27 (gene Cdc27). Gene Ontology annotation, molecular function: protein binding. Bases 127 to 2649 code for a protein of 840 amino acids. Lineage: Eukaryota; Metazoa; Arthropoda; Insecta; Hymenoptera; Apidae. The transcript has 13 exons. The record is from RefSeq and is a predicted model, not a curated record. Gene Ontology annotation, biological process: cell division; protein ubiquitination; anaphase-promoting complex-dependent catabolic process. Gene Ontology annotation, cellular component: anaphase-promoting complex; cytoplasm.